AAAGUUUUGAGAUCUGUAAAAUGACGAAUCCCGACAAACAGAAGCCGGUUGAAGUUACUGACGUGGAGACUGCGGCGGAAAAGACGUCGGAGACGACGCCGGCGUCUGGAACGUCGACGAUUACUCAGAGAUGGAAAAGAGAGGAUUUGAUAAAGAAAGCAUCUCCGAUUACGAGAGGAAUUUGUCUAUUGUUCUCUCUUCUUGCUUUCUUAAUUAUGGUCUCUAAUAAACAUGGUUACGGUAGAAACUUCAAUGACUACGAAGAGUAUAGAUAUGUAUUGGCGAUAUCGAUUAUUUCAACAUUAUACACUGCGUGGCAAACAUUUGCACAUUUCUCAAAAAGGGAAUUUUUUGAUCGCCGGACUAACAUUUUGGUCGAUUUCUCCGGCGACCAGAUUGUGGCGUAUUUGCUCAUAUCAGCUGCAUCUUCUGCAAUUCCAUUGACAAACAGAUUCAGAGAAGGUCAAGAUAACAUUUUCACUGAUUCUGCUGCUUCAGCUAUAAGUAUGGCUAUCUUGGCAUUCAUCGCGUUAGCUCUCUCUGCUCUCUUCUCCGGUUACAAACUCUCCACUCAUUCUUUUAUCUGAAUCUGUCUCUCUGCAAUAAUGUGCUUCAAUAGUU
Molecule: messenger RNA, 621 nt
Organism: Arabidopsis arenosa
Lineage: Eukaryota; Viridiplantae; Streptophyta; Magnoliopsida; Brassicales; Brassicaceae
Source: the annotation of a GenBank genome assembly